CACUCGAGGGCCGGGAUUGGGCAGAUCUGAAGACCCUCAGGAAGGCGGGGCGGCUCCUGUCACGAGGCCGCCGCCCAAGUUAGAGGAGGCUGCUCCUCUGGGGCUCCCCGUCCCUGCUCCGCUAAGCGCGCGGCUUUACACCCCCUUCCUUCUCCACCAGCCUGGGCUGCAUGAGCUGGGGGCGGGCGCCUGUCGUCCUGCUCGGCGGAGGGGCCACGCUGCUCGUGUCGAUUCUUUGGAUGCCCGCGCUGCUGCCGCUGGCUUCCCGCCUUCUCUUGCUGCCCCGAGCCUUGCUGUCCAUGGCUUCUGGAAGCCCUCCGUCCCAGCCUUCUCCGGCCUCGGGCUCCGGCUACGUUCCAGGAUCAGUUUCUGCAGCCUUUGUCACUUGUCCCAAUGAAAAAGUCGCCAAGGAGAUCGCCAGGGCAGUGGUAGAGAAGCGCCUGGCAGCCUGCGUCAACCUCAUUCCGCAGAUCUUGUCCAUCUAUGAGUGGAAAGGGAAGAUCGAGGAAGACAGUGAGGUGCUGAUGAUGAUUAAAACCCAAAGCUCCCUGGUCCCUGCUCUGACAGAGUUCGUUCGAUCUGUGCACCCUUACGAAGUUGCUGAGGUGAUUGCAUUGCCUGUGGAGCAGGGGAAUCCCCCGUACCUGCAUUGGGUGCGCCAGGUCACAGAGUCCACUACAGAUUCUGCCACAGCCCCCUCCUCUGCUUAAAGCCCCCUGGUUUCUAGGUGAUGACCGAGCCCCCAAUAAAUCCUCUUCUGUUCUCUGUC
Microtus oregoni (creeping vole) is the source of this 769-nucleotide messenger RNA. RefSeq names its product cutA divalent cation tolerance homolog (gene Cuta). The record is from RefSeq and is a predicted model, not a curated record. The transcript is spliced from 6 exons. Gene Ontology annotation, molecular function: copper ion binding. Gene Ontology annotation, biological process: response to metal ion. NCBI's taxonomy places the organism in Eukaryota, Metazoa, Chordata, Mammalia, Rodentia, Cricetidae. Bases 171 to 710 code for a protein of 179 amino acids.